Vitis vinifera (wine grape) is the source of this 645-nucleotide messenger RNA. Its product is annotated as probable disease resistance protein At1g51480. The record is from RefSeq and is a predicted model, not a curated record. The transcript has a single exon. Gene Ontology annotation, molecular function: ADP binding. The coding region runs from base 1 to 645 and encodes 214 amino acids. Lineage: Eukaryota; Viridiplantae; Streptophyta; Magnoliopsida; Vitales; Vitaceae.
AUGGCAGAGAGCGUUAUUACCAUCCCUACUACCAUUGCUGAAAAAAUUGCAGGCUACUUGGUUGCUCCAAUUGGACGCCGGCUUAGUUAUCUGUUUUGCUACCGCAGCCACAUGGAUGAUCUCAACAAGAAGGUUCAAGAGUUGGGGCGUGUGAGGGGCGACCUUCAGAUUACUGUUGAUGAAGCUAUUAGAAGAGGGGAUGAAAUCAGACCUAUUGUUGAAGACUGGUUGACUCGGGAGGACAAGAAUACAGGGGAGGCAAAGACAUUCAUGGAAGAUGAAAAGAAAAGAACCAAGAGCUGUUUCUAUGGGUGGUGUCCUAAUCUCAAGUCACGUUACCAGCUAGGCAGAGAAGCAGACAAGAAGGCGCAGGUUAUUGUUGAAAUCCAACAACAAUGCAAUUUCCCACAUGGCGUAUCAUAUCGUGUCCCUCCACGGAAUGUAACCUUUAAAAAUUAUGAACCUUUUAAGUCAAGAGCCUCGACUGUGAAUCAAGUUAUGGAUGCAUUAAGAGAUGAUGAGAUCGACAAGAUUGGGGUAUGGGGCAUGGGCGGUGUGGGCAAAACCACGCUGGUCAAACAAGUGGCUCAACUAGCUGAAGAGGAGAAGCUGUUCACCGCGCAAGUCUACAUAGAUGUAUCCUAG